AUGAAGGAGGAGUACCCGUCUCGGAUAUCGGGGAGGAUCCCGAAAAGGGCGGGAAGCGCCGCUCCCUCACGGCCCGCCCGCCAUUUCCUGCCGGGGCGGGGCGAGGAUGAGGAGGGGCCGCGCCGCCUCAGAGCCGCGGCCAUGGCGGCCUUCGUGAGGGAGCUGGAGCGGCGGGCCGGGCCGGCGCUGCGGCUGGAGCAGCGCACGGCCGGAGGUGUGGGCUGUGUGGUGUGGGACGCCGCGCUGGUGCUCGCCAAAUUCCUGGAGACCGGCGCCUGCCCCCUCGCCCGCCGCCACGUCCUGGAGCUGGGCGCGGGCACCGGCGCCGUCGGCAUCAUGGCAGCCACGCUGGGGGCCAAUGUGACGGUCACAGACCUGGAGGAGCUGCAGGAGCUAUUGAUGGUUAAUAUUGAGAAUAACAAGCACCUGGUCACAGGGUCCGUCCGAGCCAAGGUACUGAAAUGGGGUGAAGAUGUAACAGAAUUUCAGCCUCCCCCUGAUUAUAUACUCAUGGCUGAUUGCAUUUACUAUGAGGAGUCCUUGGAGCCCUUGCUGAAGACCCUGAAGGACCUGACAGGCCCUGACACUUGUGUCCUGUGCUGCUAUGAACAGAGGACUAUGGGGAAGAACCCUGAAAUUGAGAGAAAAUACUUUGAACUGCUUCAGAGAGACUUCGAGCUGGAAAAAAUUCCCCUGGAGAGGCACGACGAGGAGUAUCGGAGCGAAGACAUCCACAUCGUGAACAUCCACAGGAAGCGGACGAAGUUCCCAUCGUGAGAUCUUUGAGCGCAGGAUCUGUCCCCUGGCAGAGCUCUGGAGAAGAGGGGCUGGGAUAACACCACACAGGGACUGUCUGCGGUGCGCUUGUGAUUCAUGUGCACCGAACAGCUUCUCGGACUCGGCAGCCGAGGUGUGUGACAGCGCCUUCCGGCAGGACCGCCGUGGGCUGGCGGCGUGUGCGGCCCGGGGAGGCGGGGAAUGGAGCGGGGCCGCCCCGGAGCAGCGCGGGGGGCGUGUGCUGCUGCGAGCCCGCCCGAGGGCACCGCGCUGAAACCUCCGAGAGGACGGGAAAACUGCGAGCGGCUCGACCGGCCGGUCAAUAAAACUUUGGCACGGGAGAUGGGUUUCAGAUGGUGGGUUCUUCAUUCAUCCUGUGAUUCCUGUGUCAUUCCCAGAGCAUCUGGGAGAUUCCUUCCUUCCUGGGAGGCUCAUUCCAGGAGCUGGCGCUGUUGUGGUUCUGCACAGAUAAAACGUGCCUGUACAAAAUCGUUCUGCCUGCUGUUCUCACCCGUGCUUUUCCGGUGUAAAGAUCAGCAGUGUUCAAGUUUGACACCUUCAGGUUAUUCUGGUGAGCAGGUUCCUUGUGGCUGUUGGUGUUUCUGCCUCUUGGAGCACAGUGGUGGCUUAGAGGAGAAUUUCUGUGGUGGAAGCAGCUGUGGAAGUUGGGUCUGUGACAGAGGCAGGAGUUACUGUGGGCUGAGUUUUCUCUAAAACACUGGGUGGGUUGGGAGGAGCCUCGUUUGCAGGCUCCCAGGAGUUUCCUGCACCUGCUCUGAAUUCAGGCUCCCUUUAUCUCCAGUAAGAGAAUUCCUUGCAAACUUCCCACAUCCUAAAACACUGUCCUGGCUUGCCGAGCACCGCAGCGAUGAUUAGCGAACACGAGAAUCUAAUUUGUCAAACCACACGUGUUAUUUGUUACCUUGUAAUGAGAAGAGCUCUUUAAUUACCCAGUGGCCUGCAGGAAGGGAUUUACUGGAAUGUUUACACCAACGUGGUUUCCCUGAUGGAAGCUCUUAUUCCAGAAAAACGAGGAAAAGAUCCCCAAAUCCCAGCAGUGAUGGAGAUGAUGUCCCAAAGCACAAAGGGAUGGUGUCACACUGGGACACUCUGGCACCCUGCUUGGUGGUGGGGGUGAUGCAGAAGGGAUCAGCCUUUCCCAAGGGUUUGGAGCUGAUGGAAUAACUGUGUUGUAUCUACAGGACAUGUGGUAUCAGCACUUCCUUUUGUACAGGGCUCAGAUCUUUUCUCCAGAAGAAGGGAGGAAGUUGUGCUUUUUCUUCCCUGCUGGCUGCUGCUCUGCUGUGCUGAGCUUUGGGCCCACAUUGCUCAAGCUGUGACUGUCCCUGGGUGACAGGGACCUCGUGGGAGGGGGCUGGGUCCUGUCACCCCCUGCGUCACCUCCCGUCACCCGCUGCACCCGGCGAGGGGAUGUAAAACCAAACUGCUGCUGCUCUGCAGCUGUGGAGAGGAAACCGCCACUAACCAGGGCAGCAGGGAGGGGCCGCCUGUCCCCGGAGCCACCAUGUCAAACAGCUGCUUUUUGGGGAGAAAAAAGGGCUUUGGGAAGGGGGGAUGGGAUCCUACUGGGGCUCAGCUCCACCGUGUCUGGAGAAACUGGUGGCUGCCUGCUCUGAGCUAGGAAAGGGUGUGGAGCCCUCGUGGGAAAUGGGAUGCGAGGGAGGUGGUGAUCCUGCUUCUUGCCAACCUCUCUGUUCUCUCACCUGUCCUGUUUGUCCCAGUUGGAUUUGUCCUGAUUCCUUGGAGAGAUAGUGUUUUGGUGCCACUUCCAUUAAACUCAGGGGCUCUUUGGAGAA
Messenger RNA from Parus major (Great Tit), 2594 nucleotides. It is a transcript of the gene VCPKMT, whose product is annotated as valosin containing protein lysine methyltransferase. Gene Ontology annotation, cellular component: cytoplasm; cytosol. Bases 1 to 777 code for a protein of 258 amino acids. NCBI's taxonomy places the organism in Eukaryota, Metazoa, Chordata, Aves, Passeriformes, Paridae. Gene Ontology annotation, biological process: peptidyl-lysine methylation. The transcript has 7 exons. Gene Ontology annotation, molecular function: protein-lysine N-methyltransferase activity. The record is from RefSeq and is a predicted model, not a curated record.